This is a messenger RNA of Apis laboriosa (Himalayan honeybee), 1132 nucleotides long. RefSeq names its product rRNA 2'-O-methyltransferase fibrillarin (gene Fib). Gene Ontology annotation, cellular component: box C/D methylation guide snoRNP complex; nucleolus; small-subunit processome. The coding region runs from base 1 to 930 and encodes 309 amino acids. The transcript has 5 exons. NCBI's taxonomy places the organism in Eukaryota, Metazoa, Arthropoda, Insecta, Hymenoptera, Apidae. Gene Ontology annotation, biological process: box C/D sno(s)RNA 3'-end processing; rRNA methylation. Gene Ontology annotation, molecular function: RNA binding; rRNA methyltransferase activity; histone H2AQ104 methyltransferase activity. The record is from RefSeq and is a predicted model, not a curated record.
AUGGGAAAACCAGGAUUUUCACCAGGUGGAUUUAGAGGUAAGGGAGGUGGUCGAGGAGGAGGUAGUGGACGUGGUGGAGGAAGAGGUGGAAGUGGUGGUGGUCGAGGUAGUGGUAGAGGAGGAGGUGGUGGAAGAGGUGGUGGAAAUACUCCACGAGGACGUGGAGGAAAAGGAGGAAGAGGACGUGGAGGAGGUGGUUUUAAAGGUGGAAAAACUGUUGUCAUUGAACCACAUCGUCAUGAAGGAGUUUUUAUAGCUAGAGGAAAAGAAGAUGCAUUAGUUACUUUAAAUUUGGUACCAGGUUCAGAAGUAUAUGGUGAAAAAAGAAUAAGUGUGGAGGGUGAAAAUGGUGAAAAAAUUGAAUAUAGAGUUUGGAAUCCUUUUAGAUCAAAAUUAGCUGCUGCUAUACUUGGAGGAGUAGAUCAAAUUCAUAUGCCUCCUGGAAGCAAAGUUUUAUAUUUAGGUGCUGCAUCUGGAACUACAGUGUCGCAUGUAGCAGAUGUUGUUGGACCAGAAGGACUCGUAUAUGCUGUAGAAUUUUCUCAUAGAUCAGGCAGAGAUCUUAUAAAUGUUGCUAAGAAACGAACAAAUAUUAUUCCUAUAAUUGAAGAUGCAAGACAUCCUCACAAAUAUAGAAUGCUUGUUGGAAUGGUAGAUACAAUAUUUGCUGAUGUGGCACAACCUGAUCAAGCCAGAAUAGUAGCUCUAAAUGCUCAAUAUUUCUUAAAGAAUGGAGGUCAUUUCGUUAUUUCUAUUAAAGCGAGCUGUAUAGAUUCUACAGCUCAACCUGAAGCAGUAUUUGCAUCGGAAGUAAAAAAAUUAAUUGCAGACAAAUUGAAACCUCAAGAACAAAUCACAUUGGAACCAUAUGAAAGAGAUCAUGCUGUUGUAGUUGGAGUUUAUAGGCCACCACCUAAAAAAGCUACUUAAAAUUAUGUAUAUAUAUAUAUAUAUAGAUAUAUAUAUAUAUGUUUUAUCUAUUUACUAAGAAUGCAUCAUAUGAUUAUGAUUAUGAUCCUUAGAACUGAUCCUUAUAUAAUAAGUUUUAAUUAAAAAAUGAAAAAAUAGGAAUUAUUUGUAAUAUAAUGUAAAGUAAUUAAUUAUGCAGAUAAUUAGAGUAUUUUCUACAAAA